Cavia porcellus (domestic guinea pig) is the source of this 1239-nucleotide messenger RNA. It is a transcript of the gene Caps, whose product is annotated as calcyphosine. The coding region runs from base 103 to 858 and encodes 251 amino acids. The record is from RefSeq and is a predicted model, not a curated record. Gene Ontology annotation, molecular function: calcium ion binding. The transcript is spliced from 5 exons. Gene Ontology annotation, cellular component: vesicle. NCBI's taxonomy places the organism in Eukaryota, Metazoa, Chordata, Mammalia, Rodentia, Caviidae.
AGGGAAGGGAACCUGCCCUGGUCACACAGCAGCUGCAGGGGCCUGACUGUCUGCAGGGGAAGCUGGCCCUGCAGGGCUGUAAGCACCCUCCUCCCAGGUUGCAUGGCCCGGGCCUGGCUGGGGCCUGGCUCCAGCCCGGGGCUGUGGGUGGGCAGACACAGGCCCCUCCCCGUCUCCAGGGCCACCUUCCUUAGCAACCAUCUUGGCAACAGGAUGCAAAGCGUGGGUGGGGCCGAGCCAGCAGGACUGCACUCAACACUGGCCAGCUGCCCAGGGCGCUGUUCCAGCAUGGACACCGUGGAGGCCAUCAUGGAGAAGCUGCGAGCACAGUGUCUAGCCCGGGGGCCUUCAGGCAUCCAGGGCCUGGCCAGGUUCUUCCGCCGCCUGGAUCGGGAUGGGAGUGGCGCCCUGGACGUGGCGGAGCUGCAGCGGGGCCUGGUUGCGCUGGGGCUGGUGCUGGCACCAGCAGAGGCCGAGGCCGUGUGUAGGAACUGGGACCGUGAUGGCAGUGGGACACUGGACCUGGAGGAGUUCCUGCGGGCCCUGCGGCCCCCCAUGUCCCAGGCCCGGGAGGCAGUGGUGGCGGCUGCUUUUGCCAAGCUAGAUCGCAGCGGGGAUGGCGUGGUGACUGUGGAUGACCUCCGUGGGGUGUAUAGUGGCCGCGGCCACCCCAAGGUGCGCAGUGGGGAGUGGACCGAGGAGGAGGUGCUGUGCCGCUUUCUUGACAACUUCGAUGCCCAUGACAAGGAUGGGCAGGUCACCUUGGCGGAAUUCCAGGACUACUACAGUGGGCUCAGCGCCUCUGUGGACACAGACGAGGAGUUCGUGGCCAUGGUGACCAGUGCCUGGCGGCUCUGAUUGGCAGGCCCAGGACCUCCAGGGCCCCCAUCUGCCCAGGUGGCCCAGGGCAAAGCCCAAGGGGACAUAGUGGGAGGGGGCUGGGCAGCGAGCUGAAGAACCGGCCAGACCAGGUCUCCUGCUGGGCCGGACCGAGGCGAGGCUCAGGGCCCAGUCCCAGGGGCGCUGCCCUCCCUUCCCGGCCCCCACAGCCCACAGGGAGCCAGGCGGGCGGGAGGUCUGGGCAGAGGUCCGCUGGGGGCCACGGGGUCACCUGGCCAGGCCCUCGCUUCACUUCCCGAGGCCCCUGGAGCAUGCGGGAGGCCAGGUUUAGUUAAAAGUUUUAAUGUAGUUCCCAAAUACAUUUCAUAUGACGCUCUUACAGAAAUGUUCCAAAACACA